CUUUGAAAGUAACUAAUACUUUGAGUUACAAUCGUUUUGAGCUCUGUUGCAGUGUUCGCUUGCCAGAGAGCACAGUGGUUGGUUGAUGGAGACUUUCCAUCUCCUAGCCUCAGCCUGAGUAGUUGGGCGAUCCAAACGCCAGCUCUAGCAACACGGCUCGAAAACUACAGCAAAAUAGAAUUCGUCAUUCCGAUAUGUUCCACAUCCCUUGUUGCUAGGAUUGAACCAUAGGCAUUCCCCAAGUUCAUUGCGAUCGUGAGGCGGUAUCUAGACUAGAGAGUUCAGUACAUCCAUUCAGUAUGGAAGCUAGCCGCAGUCGCAGCUCUGCCGCAGUGGCGGGGCAGCAGCAACAAGGGACGGCAACAGCAGCGGGGCUGACGAGCAAACAUGCCACUGGUCCUGUACUGCGAACCGUGGACCUCUCAGGCCAGAGACGGCAGGCUGCAAGAAUCAAGUACGAUGAAGAAAUGGCAGCAAGAGAGAAAGAUAUACGCAACAUGGAGAUCAGCAACAUGAUCUCGAAUUGGUCAAGUUCACUUGAUGAGAGAAGCCAUUCCAAGACGGCCCGGCGUCACGAGUCCACCAAGAAGGAGGAAAUGCGACUUGCCGGCCAUGAGCUGACUGCGCUACGUAAGACGCAGAUGAAAGAGUUGUUUGCGAGGGAAGAGGAGCAGUAUCGGAGAGAGUUUGAGGAGAGGGGAGUCACCUUCUACAAGGAGAGAAUAUAAAUAUAGAGGUGAAUGGAAAUCGUCGUCACAGUGUGUUGGGAAACAGAGAUUCUGCAAUGCCAUGUUAUGAAACUUGAUUAUUCUGUCGUUAGCUUUGUCAGCCAAACCGAAAUGAUCGUACGUGUCAGUAAGCAUCCACAUUUGCAUGAGCUUUAUCGAUUUGAUGAUAAAAAUACUUUCUGAGUCAGACAGGGCUUCUGUUUGCCUGUCACGCGGCUUGCUGUGUUGAUUGCAUUCCUGGAACUGGUCCAUGGAGUCCGAAGGUGGGCCCAUAAAUAAAAAAAAUCAUGGUUCGCUUGAGACUCGGCCAAAUGCCCAGUUUUCCGCAUCCGCAGGAAUGCCAAUUUAGUCAUCUUUCCAAGAUUUGUUCUGAAUCCCUCUCCCCUCUCCCAAGAGUAGAUCCACAUGGCCAGUUUCUGGCAGUGAAGAAGUACAAAUCCAUGUGUA
Sycon ciliatum is the source of this 1175-nucleotide messenger RNA. RefSeq names its product cilia- and flagella-associated protein 141-like. The transcript has 5 exons. Lineage: Eukaryota; Metazoa; Porifera; Calcarea; Leucosolenida; Sycettidae. Bases 300 to 728 code for a protein of 142 amino acids. The record is from RefSeq and is a predicted model, not a curated record.